Dicrocoelium dendriticum is the source of this 2680-nucleotide messenger RNA. NCBI's taxonomy places the organism in Eukaryota, Metazoa, Platyhelminthes, Trematoda, Plagiorchiida, Dicrocoeliidae. The record is from the annotation of a GenBank genome assembly.
GUAAAGCUCGUUCAUGCCACCUGGAUGAAAAUGUACUUGACUGCAAAUUCUAAUCCGUCCAGGUUACUUUCCGAUAGACAGAUCUGUUGAUCUAACCAUCAAGUUUUCGUGUGAGUUGUCUGCCAUGAAAACCACAUCGGAACGGUUAAGCGCAUCACUGAAACAGGCACAUAUUACAGGUGCACUACGGUUGCUCAUAUAGACGCGACCAAAGCUUCUAUGGCAGUGAAUGCACCGUAUCGACGAACAUAUCAAAAAGUGGUUACACAAACAAUUGGAAUCCUCGACAGCUGAGCCAAAUACUUUGCUUGCAAACCGAAUUUCGGCCUGUUCGCUGCCGCAAACAAGGUGGCCGCUCCGGGUACGCGCACUUCGGCACGACGGUCGAGCAACUCGCGUAAUCGCAUGAGCCAAGAAUCCCUGUUAUCCUACUGUUCCAACAUAAGUUCAAUUUCUCGUUCCUAUCGUGCUCAGUAUGGAUCUACUGCGCAGAGUAAGACGGCUUUUGUUGGCAAUCCUCGCCUUGCCUCUGCAUCCAAUAGUUCCAGUCAAAAUGAUCAUCUGUCCAACACGCAGGUUCUUCAGCGUCUGGUCCGUGAAAAGGAGGAGCAUAUCGGGCUGCUGCUGCAGGAAAGAGAUAUGGAACGAUCUGACUUGGCUAAAGCCACCUUGGAUCGCCAGUUGGCUGAAACGAUGGUAACCAAGCAGCAGGGACAGAUUGAACAUUUAAGCCAGCAGUUAAUGAAUGUGGAGGCAUCUCAUCGCAUUUUGGAAGAGGAACGGGACCAAUUAUUGUCGCGACUUCUCGAUAAGAAGAAAGCUUUGGAGGACUUGCAAUUCCGCAUGGAAGAAGAAAAGAUAACCAAAAGCACUCUGGAAUGCAUGAACGCGGAAGAUGAGUCAAAGAUAUUUGAAUUAGAAGAAGCACUGAUUAGUGCACGUGAAAUCAACGAACGCACUGAAGCUGAACUGCAUCGGUUGCGAGCCGAGCUUGCCACUGCUUUAUCUCGGCAUGCACAGGAAGAUUUGAUUCCAGAUCCCUCUGAGACAACAGUUCAGACAUCACCUCACGAAGAGAAAAUCGAAGAUCCUUUGAAUUUCACUCCGCCCAAGACAAAGGAUGCCAAAGUCGGAUCGUCACGAAAACCUUCCUUGAACCAAGACAAUUUGGUUUCUCAUUUUUCCGUGGCUCCCCAUACUGUCGCAGACCCAACGUUGCAAACGGAGCUGGAACGUCUUCGUCGGGAGCUAAGCGUCUGGGAACGUAUUGCUGAAUUUGCUGUCAGACGUCAAGCUGAUACACUAGACAUUACGAAAGCUGAUUACGAACAACAGUUGUCAGAUUUACAGGUUCAGCUACUUUCUGCAUCGCAGGAUUUACUUGAAUCACAAAAGCGUUCCUCUCUGCAGUCGGAAGCAGGAGUUUCCGAUGCAGGUAAUCAAGGCGAAUUAGAUGCGCUGAAAGCAAAUUUUGCAGAGGAAAGAAACAGAUCAUCUGAACAGAUUGCAGCGUAUCAAAAAUACAUCGCUGAGCUUAGUACUGAGUUGGCCAGGCUUAACACAAUGUCCUCCGAUACCGCAUCGGACCAAACGUCGGGAUUACGGAAGCUUGAGGAACAGUUGAAGUUAGCGGACCAGCAACUGACCAAGCUGAGGAAUACGACACUCGUCUCCGCUGAAUCCUUCUUGAACGAUCAAAAGAACCAGGUUGCUGCGUUGGAAGGCUCCGAGUCGAUUCCUGUCUCUCCUCCUUCUCAGCUGAAGGAGCAAGAUGCAAUUUUACAGCUUCAGAUGAAUCAGCUAGAGGUUAUUUGUAGCGGUUCGGAUUGGAACACUACCAGUAAGCUCGAGUCGGAUACCAAGCAAGCUGAAAUGGAGGCCAUUGUUGACGGUUUACGGACCGAACUUCUACUAGCCACUCGUAAACAGGACGAGUUGGCUUCUUCGUUGGAGAUCGCACGUGCAUCGAAGGAUCAGCUAGUUGCAGAGUUGUUUACCUUACUGGAUGAACCAUUUUCUACAGUGACUCCAUCUAUCGAUACUUUGAUUACAGGAAUUCGAAUGCGCAUUCAAAAUUUGUCCACAAUUGCAUCUGAAGCCGAAGUUAGCCGCCAAGUUUUGAAUUCCCGCAUACUUGAACUGGAAGAGGAACGAGCGGAACUGAUUCGCGAAUUCACACUGCUUAAAUCGUCCGCAAGCGCAACUGAGACCGAAGAAAAUGACAGUGAACUUAAGAAGCAGUUGGAAGCAGCUCAGCUAAAAAUCACACACCUAGAAGCCAGCGCAAAUGCUGCAUUGGGAAAUCUGGAGACAAAGUCCUCAGAGCUUUGCACCUUACAGGAACAACUAGAAAAGACCCAAACUGAGUUUGCACAACUGCACCAGACACACAUGAAGGCACUCGCCAGUCUUGAAGCUGAAAAUGCUGAACUUUUGAGACAAAUUCAGCUUGCUGAGUCUUCUGGACAUACCACCAGUACUCCAGGUGACGGUCGAGGUACUUUGCCGUCUGAAGAACAUGAAGCACUAACUUCCCAAAUUGCCUUCCUUAACUCAAUCAUCGUGGAUCUGCACAAGAAGAAUGCUGAAUUAGAAGAACGUCUUCGUCAGACGCUAGUUGACGUUGAACACAACUCUGCGUAAGUGCUUAUUUUUGCUUUCGAACUUCAGCUCCUUGCUU